GUUCCACAGCGUAGGACAGGUAAGAGCCGUGUCGACUUGCAGAUAGACGCUUGUGUGUGUGUGCGCUGAGCCGUUUGGCACCAGAGAUGGAAAAAUCAGCCGGGACAACGGAGAGCGCGGGCGGCAGCGGUGGACGGGAGCGUCUGGGAAUGCGCUUCACCAUCGACUACCUGCUGUUCAACAAGGGGCGGGACGGUCCCGGAGGGCAGCCCGAGGCACGGGCCCACGCAGCGGACGCACGGCCGCCCCGUGGCGUAAACGGCGAGCCGGGCCCGGGGAGCCCAAAAGAGGGCUUCAGCCUGGGGCUGGGGAGCCGGGGGAGCCUGGAGAAAGGAGCCGAGGGAUCGGAAGAGAGGAACGAGGGAAACGAGGAAGGAGGACAGGGGAGCGUCGGUUCCGAUGACCCCCAGGACAAGCCGAACCAGUCCUACAUCGCCCUCAUAUCAAUGGCCAUCUUGGCCUCCGGAGAGAAGAAGCUGUUGCUGUGUGACAUCUACCAGUGGAUCAUGGACCACUACCCGUACUUCAAGAGUAAGGAUAAAAACUGGAGGAACAGCGUGCGCCACAACCUCUCCCUGAACGAGUGCUUCGUCAAGGCGGGCCGCAGCGACAACGGCAAGGGCCACUUCUGGGCCGUCCACCCCGCCAACCUGCCCGACUUCUCCAGGGGGGACUACCACCGCCGUCGCCGCACCCGCCGGAGGAUUCGACGAGCGGCGGGGCAGAUCCAGUGCCCCGUGCCUCCCCCCGUCUACCACCCCGUCCCCCGCUCGCGGGACACCCCGCUAUGGGGGCUCCCUCCGGACCGUCCCCUCUCCUGCGUCCCAGCCGGGGUGUACUGGAGCUGGGCCACUCUACCGGCCCCCCACAUCCCACCCUACCUCUCUCUUAUCUGAACAAGCCCUUUACCGCUAUACU
Molecule: messenger RNA, 918 nt
Organism: Anguilla anguilla (European eel)
Lineage: Eukaryota; Metazoa; Chordata; Actinopteri; Anguilliformes; Anguillidae
Gene: foxq2
Product: forkhead box Q2
Exons: 2
Coding region: 87-896 (269 amino acids)
Biological process (GO): anatomical structure morphogenesis; regulation of transcription by RNA polymerase II; cell differentiation
Molecular function (GO): RNA polymerase II cis-regulatory region sequence-specific DNA binding; DNA-binding transcription factor activity, RNA polymerase II-specific
Source: RefSeq, a predicted model, not a curated record